CUGUGACUGUCCCCGGGGGCUUGUGCAGGAUCGCCCAGCUGACGCGCCCGCGCGAAGGACGCAUGGGGCGCUUCUAUCGCGCUCGAAGCCCGGGGCCGGGGGAGGGCGACAGGGCCUGGUAUAUAAGGUUGCGCAGGGAAGCCCUACGAUCCCCCAAGCAGCUCCUCGGGCUCGCAUCUCCACACUCACUACUACUCACUAGGACUUCGCGACCGAAGUCCCCGCAGACGUUCUCUCUACCACCACUGCCAUCAUCACAACGACGAUGAUCUCUCUUUCGAGCCUGCUCGUCCUCCUCCCGCUCGCAGCGCAGAUCGCGAGCGCGACGGAGUCGAUGCGCAUCCCGGACAACAAGAACGCGACGGCGAACGUGUUCAAGGCGGCGCAGAACGCGCCGGUGCACCACAUUGAGCGGCGCGCCACGGGGCGCGUCAAUUCGGCGUACUACGUGAACUGGGCCAUCUACUCUGGCCUGGGGAACUUCUACCCCCAGAGCAUCGUUACCAAGGAUCUCACCCAUCUUCUUUACGCCUUCGCGGAUACGAGCGCGAGCACCGGUGCGAUCUCCCUCACAGACUCCUGGGCGGACGAGGAGAUCCACUUCGAUGGCGACGACUGGAACGAGUCUGGCAACAACCUCUACGGCUGCCUCAAACAGAUGUACAAGAUCAAGCUCGCGAACCGCAACAUCAAGGUGAUGCUCUCCGUCGGCGGCUGGACCUACUCGCAGGACGGCCACUAUGGCUUCGUCACGAACGCCGCGGCGCGCACGCAGUUCGUCACCAGUGCCGUGCAGCUCAUCGAGGACUACGGGUUCGAUGGGAUCGACCUUGACUUCGAGUACCCCGGUUCGGCGGAGCAGGGCGCGGGCUUCGGCGCGCUGUUUACGGAGCUGAGGGCCGCGCUGGACAAGCUGCAGCAGAGCAAGGGAGACGCGACGCCGUACGAGAUCUCGGUCGCGGUCAGCGCGGGUGCGAAUAACUAUCAGUAUCUGGACGUGAACACGAUGGAUGCGGCGCUGACUUACUGGAACUUGAUGGCCUACGACUACGCGGGCUCGUGGCUCUCGACGGUCGCUAACCAGGCGAACCUGUACCCGGACAGCUACAACAACGUCAGCACAACGGCGGCGCUGGACUGGUACAAGGCGAACGGCGCGACGACGUCGAAGAUAGUUAUGGGCGUGCCGCUCUACGGUCGUGCCUUUGAGGAGACUGACGGCCUCGGGCACACCUACAACGGUAUCGGCCCCGGCACGGUUGAGGCGGGCAUCUACAGCUACGAGACCCUCCCUCUCGCCGGCGCGACCGUCUACGAGAACUCGACCUCCGUCGCUUCGUACUCCUACGACGCCAGCAAGCGCGAGUUCGUCUCCUACGACACGCCCAACAUCGCGAAGGCGAAGGCGCAGUAUGUGGCCAGCAACGGCCUCGCGGGCACGAUGUUCUGGGAGCUCUCCACCGACAAGGUCGGCGCGGACAGUCUGGUCGGCACGACGCACGGCGUCUUCGGCACGCUCGACAGCACGCAGAACCAUAUCAACUACCCCAACUCCAAGUGGGACAACAUCAGGAGCAACCUCGGCCAGGGCGGCUCGGGCACGCCGACGACAACCUCUGGCGGCUCAACCCCGACGGGCGGCAACUGCGCCGGUGUGUCGGCCUACAACUCCGCGACGGCGUACACAGGCGGACAGACGUGCACCUACAACGGCCACCUCUGGACGGCCAAGUGGUGGACACAGGGCGAGACGCCCAGCGCCUCGUCUGACGUCUGGACCGACAGCGGCGCGUGCUAGAUGGGUAACACACCCUAGCUUGACUAGGCUUAAUACAUGAAUGUCGAAGUAAACAGGGCUUUCGACUGGGUCAUCUCAAAGGGACUAUGGUCGUACUACACUCCUUUUUCACUACUUACUUGUCGGGCUUUCGGCGACGAAAAUCACCGCUCUUUCAGCUGUAGAGAAAAUUGUACUUGUAUCUCGAUGCAAGAGGAUAUUUAUACCUGGAAUGAAUUUUGAAGCUGCGCCUCUAC
Molecule: messenger RNA, 2034 nt
Organism: Schizophyllum commune H4-8
Lineage: Eukaryota; Fungi; Basidiomycota; Agaricomycetes; Agaricales; Schizophyllaceae
Product: glycoside hydrolase family 18 and carbohydrate-binding module family 5 protein
Exons: 8
Coding region: 266-1798 (510 amino acids)
Biological process (GO): carbohydrate metabolic process; chitin catabolic process
Cellular component (GO): extracellular region
Molecular function (GO): carbohydrate binding; chitinase activity; chitin binding
Source: RefSeq, a predicted model, not a curated record